UGUUGGCAGUCCGUCGUACCAGAGAGAGCGAAGCGCUGGAUUCAAGUGUUUAUAUCUCUGUUCUGUUGGCUCUGAAAUACUCCGUCCGUGCAGGCUGCCGGGAUGGGAUGUGAUCUGGAUGGCUGACGGAAAGGGACGAGGACCAAUCACAUGAUAACAUGCUUGCUCGUAACCGCUUCCUCCUCCUGGUGGUGGUGGGCGGAGCUGCGCUGGCCAUCAUCAGCCUCAGCUUGCAGUUCCUGAACCUGAUCCCCACCACUCCCGUAGAGGAGGAGCGACCCUUCCACGCUGCCGAUGGAGGUGUUGGGGUGGCUCUGGGAAAAAGCAGGAAAAGAGUUUUCCCGAUGCCUUACACCCAGGAGCCUGACCCCGUAGCCGAAGCUUACGGCUACUGCAACACUCCCAACCGCAGCGAACAGGCCUGGGAGGGUCACAGUCCAGCUGACUACAAGCUUCUGUCCGUGCAAGUGAUGAUUCGCCAUGGUGACCGUUACCCGCUCUACUCCAUCCCCAAGACCAAGCGACCCGCCAUAGACUGCACCUUGUCCAGCAGCAGGAAGCCUUCCCACCCUCUCCUGAACCCCUUCAUCAGUCACAUGGGCCUGGGAGGACGUGGUCACUGGGAUUCGCCUCUGAGCUCUGUUCCCCGUCUGCCCAACCACAGUUCCUGUGAGAUGGGAGAACUCACACAGACAGGUGUUGUUCAGCAUCUACGCAAUGGGCAGCUCCUCCAACAAGCCUACAAGCGUCACAACCUCCUCCCCUCUAACUGGUCGCCCCGCCAGGUGUGGGUCGAGACCACAGGUAAGAGCCGCACCCUGCAGAGCGGACUGGCCUUCUUCUACGGAUUCCUGCCAGACUUUGAUUGGACCAAGCUGACCGUGCGCCACCAGUGGAGCACGUUGUUUUGCAGCUCAGCCUGUGACUGCCCCGCCAGGAACCGGUACCUGGAGGAGGAGCAGAGGAGGCAGUAUCGGCUGAGAGUGAGCGAUACCGAGCUGGAGAGGACUUACGUCGAGAUGGCUCGGACUUUGGGUCUGCUCACCCGCACACUCCGAGCUGCAAACCCUAUUGACUCUCUCCUGUGCCACCUGUGCCACGGCAUUCCUUUCCCGUGCGUUCCCGUGGGAGAUAGUGGUGCCAGUGGAUGUCUGACAAUGGCGCAGUUUGCAGUGAUCCGUCGCCAGCAGCUCGAUGAUGAGGUGGAGCGUAGAAAAGUGGGGCUGUACCGUAAUUAUGCCAUCCUAGCCAUGUAUCCUUACCUCAACAGAACUGCCAACAAAAUGGAGCGUGUUGCUAAGGACAACGAGGCUGGUCGUCAGCCUCGUCCCGGUGGAGAGGAGGUCUUCACCCUCUCUUCAGCGCAUGACGUCACCAUGGCUCCAUUGCUGAGCGCUCUGGGACUGGAAGAGGCCCGCUUUCCACGUUUUGCAGCGCGCGUAGUCUUCGAACUAUGGAAGAGUCCCCCGGCGACGCAAGGACAGCCGAAGAAGAAAGCCGGCAAGGGCGGGAAGUCGAAGGCGAAAGACGGGGAGCUGUUCCUCAGGGUGCUCUACAACGGCGAGGAUGUGACAUUUCACACCACCUUCUGUCGCUCCCAUGACCGCCACACAGGCCAGCCCCUCUGCCCUCUGAAGAACUUCCUGUCUUAUGUCAGGAGAGACAUGUUUAGAGUUUUCAACGCCACGUCCUACCAGGAGGCCUGCUUUAGGCGCCCUGUUUGACCGAUGGACAGAUGGUGCGGAUGGUGCCUGAGUGGAAGACAAGACUUGGCAGAUGGUUGUUGUUUUUCUAGUUCUCACUUUUAAAGUCGGUGCACUUUUUUGCUGCUCUUACAGUUCCACAUAUUUUUAACCACAGCCCUCUGACAUCGCUGAGCACGAGGAGAGGAGCAAACACGCAGGACUGAAACUUUGCUGAUGUCGUCACUUUCUAACAUUUUCUACAUUUUUAAAUACGGUACUGUAAGUUUUCUAAAGCAUGUCUCUAACAGGCGAGUAGUUUAAGAGAAGCUGAAUGGCACUUAGCCACUUUAUUCACAUGUUCCAUAAACCGUGGAAAUGUAAAAAUCCAGUAUUUUCUAAAUGCUUGAAGAAACAUGGAGGUCGAUGCUGGAAACACUUUGCAGGAAGAAUCAUUCCUUGGAAAUAUUUAUGUCUUUUUACUGACAUUCACAGUAGUGUUGUUGUUCUCGAGACCACCUUUUGAAGGUCUCGGUCUCAGAAUCUAAAACACCGGUCUCAGACUGGGCAGACUCCAGAUUUUAAAUCAAGACCACCACUGAUCGGCUGUUUUUCCACAUCAUUACUGCGAUUAGAACGAAAACUCCUCUUUCCAAAAGAACGAAUAACUUCAAUUCAUUCAUAAUUUGAUUUUUAUCCAAAUUAUCUCGACCACUUCCAGGUGCAUUUCAGGAUGACGGUGAUCCAGUUUGAUACGCUGCUCUCUGUAACCGCACAUUAAAAAGAGAACACAGUAUGACAGUAUGUUUGAGGUAGGGACACACACACACACACACACACACACACACACACACACACACACACACACACACACACACACACACACACACACACACACACACACACACACACACACACACACACACAGGGUUGGAUGCAAAAAACUCAGAAAAUCAAACUUGUUCCGAAAUGAAUAAUGACUAAGGUCAGUUUGCAAACACGAUUUACAUAACAUGUGGUCGUAUCUAUUUUUUAACAUGCAUCAAUUUCAGGUGGAAAAAAAACGACUCGUGUGCAAUGGCCUUAAGUGAGUGACACGCCUGCUGCACACAAGAUGAUGAUUCUUCAGCGAUAUUUAUGGUCUCGGUCUCACCCUGCCUUGGUCUUGACUCAGUCUCCAUCCCUUAAUGUCUUGGCCUUGUCUCGGUCUCUGAGUACUCUGGUCUCGGGUGUGUCUUGGUCUCGGUUAGUGUGGUCUUGACUACAACACUAGUUCACAACCAGAACUUCAAUCCCUCAGCGUUUCUUUGGAUCUUAAAGUCGAUUCUUUGAAAAAUAGGCCGUCAGUUUAACUUUAAGGGAUCAUUUUAACUUUGACAUUUCAACUUCUUUUGUUUGAGUCCAAUUCUCUCUGUUCUUUUGAAAAGAACAGUUUGGGUAGUUACAGAUCAUCUGCACGUUUACAAUGACAUUCCACUUAUUGUUUGUGUUUGUAGGAAACUGAAUCUAAUAAAGUUCUUCAUGAGCAGAAAGAUAUCAGUG
Molecule: messenger RNA, 3224 nt
Organism: Labrus bergylta (ballan wrasse)
Lineage: Eukaryota; Metazoa; Chordata; Actinopteri; Labriformes; Labridae
Gene: pxylp1
Product: 2-phosphoxylose phosphatase 1
Biological process (GO): glycosaminoglycan biosynthetic process; dephosphorylation; chondroitin sulfate proteoglycan biosynthetic process
Cellular component (GO): Golgi apparatus
Molecular function (GO): phosphatase activity
Source: RefSeq, a predicted model, not a curated record